Messenger RNA from Monomorium pharaonis (pharaoh ant), 1348 nucleotides. It is a transcript of the gene Dak1, whose product is annotated as UMP-CMP kinase. Gene Ontology annotation, biological process: CDP biosynthetic process; 'de novo' pyrimidine nucleobase biosynthetic process; UDP biosynthetic process. The record is from RefSeq and is a predicted model, not a curated record. Gene Ontology annotation, cellular component: cytoplasm; nucleus. The transcript has 2 exons. NCBI's taxonomy places the organism in Eukaryota, Metazoa, Arthropoda, Insecta, Hymenoptera, Formicidae. The coding region runs from base 125 to 778 and encodes 217 amino acids. Gene Ontology annotation, molecular function: ATP binding; UMP kinase activity.
CCGCGUGCAUAAGCUCACGUUGCAAAGAAUGUAAAGUGCAAACAAGUGCUAAGUAAGGUUGGACAUUGGAUGUUGGACCGAUCGACGUGUGAGUAUACAUACAUAGCGCGAAGGUUAUCUGUAUAUGUUACGGGCUCUCGCAGCCGGUGCGCGACGUUGUAUCCGCGCGAUGUCCGCCGUCACAACGACGCAAAAGCCGGAGGUAGUGUUCAUCCUGGGCGGCCCGGGUGCCGGGAAGGGUACGCUUUGCCGCUACAUCGUCGAGCACUACGGUUACGCUCACCUGUCGGCCGGCGACCUGCUGCGUGAGGAGCGUGUCAAGCCGAGUUCGGAGUAUGGCGAGCUCAUCGAGACGCACAUCAGGAACGGUACGAUCGUGCCCGUGGAAAUCACUUGCAGCCUCAUCGACCGCGCCAUGCGGAUCUCCGAUAACCCGCAUCGGCGCUUCCUCAUCGAUGGCUUUCCCAGGAAUCAAGAUAACCUGGACGGUUGGAACAAGGUGAUGGCUGACAAAGUUAUCCUGAAGGGCGUGAUAUUCUGCGAAUGCAGUCAGGAAGUCUGCACUCGGCGCUGUUUGAACCGCGGUGCCAGUGGAAGCGGACGAAGCGAUGACAAUGAACAGUCCUUGAUUCUACGUCAUCAAACCUAUCUGGAAAACACUUUACCGAUAAUAGAAAUGUAUGAGCAGCAGGGCUUAGUUUAUAAAGUUGACUCUAUGAAAACGCCAGAAGAGGUGUUUCAAGACGUUGCGAAAUUUUUCCCCAAGAUAGGAUGGUAAUAAAAAAUAAUGAUUCUAAUGAUUUCUUUUUAGUAAGUCUAAUUUUGUUAACACAACAACUUUUUUAAUUUUUAUUUUGUGGCAUUUUUACAAGGGAUAGCUUUUUAUAGAUUUUUUUUAUUUUAUGAAAACAUAGAACAGAUUAAUUUCAUUUCAUCACUGAUAUUAUAAUAUUUUAUCUCGAUUUUUUUUGUAACACGUUGCAGUUUAUCUACGAAACAUUCCUUCGCAAUUGUACAAUGAUACAAUGCAACUGGGUAAUAGGUAAUAUCAACAAUCGCAAGAUCUAACAUUUGUAAAUAUCCUGAAUUGUUAAUAGCGAUUGACUAUGUAAAAUCUUUGAUACAAGGCUAUAUGUAGCGUGUACUUUAUACACAUCUUAUAUAUUUAUAGAAUAAAUAUUUCAACAGUGCAUUAUAAUUAUUGGACUAUAUUAUGAUUAGAAAUCUAAUAAUCGUUAGAAAAAAUUUACAUAUUAAUGCGAGAAAUGAAAAAAGAGAAAAUAUGAAUGAGAAGAAAUAUAUAUUAUGCGUUUUUAAUUUAUAUGUAAAAAUAUAUUCCUAAAAUUAA